Molecule: messenger RNA, 259 nt
Organism: Rotaria sp. Silwood2
Lineage: Eukaryota; Metazoa; Rotifera; Eurotatoria; Philodinida; Philodinidae
Source: the annotation of a GenBank genome assembly
AAUGGAGUAGGUCCACAAGGUGAAAAUGCUGAACAUGAUCAACAAGAGGAAACCACUGAACAAAACCAGCAAGAUGAAAAUGGUGGACAAGACCAACAAGGUGAAAAUAAUGGAAGAGGUCCACCAGAUAGUGGAAACAAUGGAGUAGGUCCACAAGGUGAAAAUGCUGAACAUGAUCAACAAGAGGAAACCACUGAACAAAACCAGCAAGAUGAAAAUGGUGGACAAGACCAACAAGGUGAAAAUAAUGGAAGAGGUC